Molecule: messenger RNA, 2570 nt
Organism: Anguilla rostrata (American eel)
Lineage: Eukaryota; Metazoa; Chordata; Actinopteri; Anguilliformes; Anguillidae
Gene: tec
Product: tec protein tyrosine kinase
Exons: 18
Coding region: 356-2269 (637 amino acids)
Biological process (GO): adaptive immune response; T cell receptor signaling pathway; intracellular signal transduction
Cellular component (GO): plasma membrane
Molecular function (GO): ATP binding; non-membrane spanning protein tyrosine kinase activity; protein binding
Source: RefSeq, a predicted model, not a curated record
GAUAUCACACCCUCCUCCACUACUUCCUCGCGCACACGAAACUGCUUUCAGAAGCUUCCUGCUACUGUUUCCUCAUCUCGGGACAUAGUUUCAGACAGUUACUAGGUGACAAAUUUUAAAGUCUAUUACCCAAACGUUUUAAAGUUUAAAUCAAAGGAUCUACAUUUUACACGCUAACAAUGAACAUUUUUAAUCAUAUACGUUAAUCAUCACCCAAGCGGUAAAACAUUAACUGGGCGAAGGUCACAGGCUUUGCUCACUGUAGUUCGAACCUGGAAUCUAAAAAGGCUAUUGACAUAGGAGCUCCACCGAUUGCAUUUCCAAUGGCAAGAACCACGAUGAGCUGGAAGCUGUCAUGAAUUCAGAACCGAUCUUAGAGGAAGUUCUGAUAAAACGGUCUCAGCAGAAGAAGAGGACUUCGCCGCUGAACUACAAAGAGAGGUUAUUUGUCUUAACAAAGACGAAACUAACAUAUUAUGAAGGUUCACCUGAGAAGAAGACAAAAAAGGGCUCAGUUGAUUUACAGAAGGUCAAAUGUGUGGAGAUAGUAAAAAAUGGAGGCACGCUUAUCCCCUGCCAAAAUAAGUAUCCAUUUCAGGUCGUGUAUGAUUCCAGCACCUUGUACAUUUUUGCCCCAACCAAUGAGCGAAGAAGUGUUUGGGUACAGUAUAUGAAGGAGGAGAUUAAGCAGAAUACCUCAGUCGUGGCCAAAUUCCACCCUCAGUUCUGGCAGGAAGGGGUGUGGCUCUGCUGCAGACAGGUGGAGAAGCUGGCCCUGGGCUGUGAGGAGUACAACCUGUUCGGAGACAUUUCACGAAAACCUCUUCCUCCAAUUCCUGGAAAUGAAAAGACUGGAAAGGGCCGGCGACCGCCCCCACCCCCGCCUCCACAGGAGAAAGAGGAGGAGGAGAACCAGGAGGAGGACGCGAAGGUGUUCGUCGCCCUGUACGACUUCGAUGGCAUGGAGGCCCAGGACCUGACCCUGGUGAAGGGGGAGGAGUAUGUGAUCGUGGAGAAGAGUGACGUGAACUGGUACAAAGCACGGAAUAAAUACGGAGAAGAAGGAUAUGUCCCCAGCAAUUAUGUGGCCGAGAAGGGAUUGGGUCACAUUGACCAGUAUGUCUGGUACUGCAAAAAUGUGAACAGAAACCAAGCAGAGCAGCUACUUAGAAAAGAGGAUAAAGAGGGAGGGUUCGUGGUGAGGGACUCGAGCAGCCCCGGGGCUUUUACCGUCUCUCUGUACACCAAGUCCGCAGGAGAAGGCGUGCCCUCCAUCAGACAUUACCGCAUCAAAGAGACGCAGGCGACGCCCAAACAGUACUACCUGGCGGAGAAGCACCACUUCAGCAGUAUCCCGGAGCUGAUUGAGUACCACCAGCACAACGCAGCAGGUCUUGUGGCCAGGUUGCGUUAUCCGGUGGGAAAGAGUGGCAUGGCAGCCCCUCCUACUGCAGGAUUCAGCUACGAAAAGUGGGAGAUCAACCCGUCGGAACUGACCUUCAUGAAGGAGCUGGGCAGCGGGCAGUACGGGGUGGUGCGUCUGGGCAAGUGGCGGGCGCAGCACAAGGUGGCCAUCAAGGCCAUCCGUGAGGGCGCCAUGUCCGAGGAGGACUUCAUAGAGGAGGCCAAAGUCAUGAUGAGGCUGUCCCACCCGAAGCUGGUGCAGCUGUACGGGGUGUGCAGCCAGAAGAGGCCCAUCUACAUCGUGACCGAGUUCAUGGAGCUGGGCUGUCUGCUCAACUACAUCCGGCAGAGACGGGGCAGCUUCGGCACCGAGACCCUGCUGGGCAUCACCCAGGACGUCAGUGAGGGCAUGCAGUACCUCGAGAGCAACAGGUUCAUCCACAGGGACCUGGCUGCAAGGAACUGCUUAGUGAACGAUUCUCUGGUGGUGAAGGUGUCAGAUUUUGGAAUGGCUAGGUAUGUCCUGGAUGAUCAGUACACCAGCUCCGCUGGGAUCAAAUUCCCCGUGAAGUGGUCUCCGCCUGAAGUCUACAAUUAUUGUAAAUACAGCAGCAAGUCAGACGUGUGGUCAUUCGGUGUGUUGAUGUGGGAGGUGUUCACAGAAGGCAGAAUGCCCUUUGAAAAAAACGCAAACCAUGAAGUGGUGAUGAUGGUCUCCCAAGGCCAUCGGCUGUACAGACCGAAGAAGGCCACAGCCAACAUCUACGAAAUCAUGCAGCUGUGCUGGUUUGAGAAACCUGAAGACCGGCCAACAUUUGCCCAGAUUACUGUGCUGAUCAGAGAGUUGCUGGAGGAAUGGAGCUGAAUCUCACAUGCAAAAAGAGACAUGGACUAUAAUAUAAACAUGACCUGGAUCUUAGUUUUCUGCCCAGGUGCCUGCUCAUUUGAAUACCUCUUCCACAUACGAUUUGUUCUACGGCUUGCCAGAGACGCACCAUGUUAAGCCACACAUUUCAAAUCUGUCUGUGUUGAACUAUAUCAAUUAGAAAGUACAUCUGCAUGCUGCAGAAACAUUCAGCCACGCAUUUAACAUUUCAGAAGGUUGUUUCAUGCUACAUUUGGAAUAUUUUUAUAGAAGAAUCCUGACAUUUUGAUUGUAAAGAUGA